This is a messenger RNA of Pseudophryne corroboree (corroboree frog), 4232 nucleotides long. It is a transcript of the gene MTMR12, whose product is annotated as myotubularin related protein 12. NCBI's taxonomy places the organism in Eukaryota, Metazoa, Chordata, Amphibia, Anura, Myobatrachidae. Gene Ontology annotation, molecular function: phosphatidylinositol-3-phosphate phosphatase activity. Gene Ontology annotation, biological process: phosphatidylinositol dephosphorylation. Gene Ontology annotation, cellular component: membrane; cytoplasm. The transcript is spliced from 16 exons. The coding region runs from base 236 to 2476 and encodes 746 amino acids. The record is from RefSeq and is a predicted model, not a curated record.
GACCAAUCGGACGUCGUUUCCUGGAGACGCUCGUAUCCUCCCUCUGUCUAAGCUGACAGCCAAUAAGAACGGAGAUGGGCGCGGGUGGUGUGGUCGUUAGAGAGGGCGGGACUAGCCUGUUUACAUGAGCCAAUGAGUGCGGAGGUGGGCGUGGCCGGUGUAUCCGCUGGAGAGGGCGGUGUCUGCCUGUCUCCAGUCUCCACCGAGCCGAGGAGAGCGGCUUGUAGCCGGGGACAUGCUGGGGAUCGGAACGGGAGGGGCGCUGAAGUCCCCCAAACAGCCGUCAUUUGUGUCUUACCUGACGCCGGAGGAGAUAGACGCCAAAGAAAAGGAGCAGGCAGAGAAGGUGGAUGAUGUCCUGCUGUUACCAGGUGAGACACUGCUCUGCGAAGCCAGCAAUGUGUUUAAGUGCACACAGGACGAAGGUUCCCAGCGCGGGGUGUGCGGCAGACUCAUCUGUACAAACUUCAAGAUCGCCUUUCUCUGCGACGAGGUGCCAGACGAUAAUACUCCAGAAUUUAAGAACAAGAUUCUGGGUGAGAAUGACAUCACCCUGCAGUGUGUGGACCAGUUAUAUGGAGUGUUUGAUGAUAAAAAGAAAGUUCUCAUCUCUUUGACGGCUCUGAAGAAAGUCCCAAAGAAACUGAUCAUCUACUGCAAGGACUUCAGAGUGUUUAACUUCUGCCUCAGUUACAGCAAAGAGGAGGAAGUGAAAAGGAUUGUCAGUGGGAUAAUCCAUCACACCCUCAGUCCUAAACUUCUGAAACGUCUCUUCCUGUUUUCGUAUACAUCAGCCGCCCCAUGUUACAUAGCGACGUUGGCUAAGGACCAAACCAUGAUGUUUGACAAGCACAAUGAUUGGCGGCUGGAGUUGGACCGCACAAAGGGAAACUUGUGUUAUAAAGUAUUGUCCCUCAAUGAAGCAUACAAGGUGUCUGAGAGGUUACCUCCAUACUUUGUUGUACCCCUAUCACUGCCGGAGGAGUGUGUGUAUAAGUUCCAGGGGAGAGGAAUUCCUAUUUGGUGCUGGUCCACUCAGAAUGGAUUGGCUCUGGUUAAGAUGGCCUCCCUCCCGAAGGAAGUGGACGAUUUCGCCAUGCAGGAGCAGAGGAUGUUCCUGGACAGUGUAGAGAAGACUCUCCACAGACCUCCCUACGAGGAAGUAAGGAUUGAGGAUUUAUCGGUUAGUCUCCCCUCCCUCUCAGAAAUCCAGAUGUCCUAUACCCGAUUUAAACAGCUGUUCCUAAUCGACAACGCGACGGACUUCUGGGACACGGACUCCAAGUGGUUUUCAUUAUUGGAAAGCUGCAAUUGGCUUGAAAUAAUAAGGCAGUGCCUCAAGAAAGCAAUUGAAGUCAUUGACUAUUUGGAAAGUCAAAGAAUCAACGUUGUCCUUAAAGAAGACACGGCGUCCGAUUUCUGCUGUCUGAUUGCCAGUCUUGUGCAGAUCAUGAUGGAUCCACACUUCCGCACCCGGCACGGCUUCCAGAGCCUCAUCCAGAAGGAGUGGGUGAUGGGAGGGCAUGCUUUUCUGGACAGAUGCAACCAUCUCAGGAAAAAUGACAAUGAGGCUCCUGUCUUCUUGCUCUUCCUGGAUUGUGUGUGGCAAUUGGUACAGCAGUACCCACUAGCUUUCGAGUUCUCCGAGACCUACCUGACUGUUCUCUCGGAUAGCAUCAACAUACCCAUCUUCAGCACAUUCUUCUUCAAUUCACCAUGCCAAAGAGAUGCGCACAAGUGGGCCGAGGACGGGCUGGGUAAACAAAGAGGACCUUUGAGUUUUUACACAGUCUGGGAUUGGUCGGUGCAGUUUGAAUUGAAAGCUCUGUCGUUCUUAAACAACCCUCUCUACGUAGGGAAGUCCAAGCUGGAGAAAAGCCGGAAAGCGCCACGCUCUAAGCAUCAGAGGCAAUUAUCUCUGCCGCUUACCCAAUCAAAAACUUCCAAUAAAAGAGGAUUCUUCAAGGAAGAAACCGGACCAUUCAUAAAAAGCCUCUUGGGCAAAAGGAUCAGCAAACUAAUAAAUUCCUCAGAUGAAGUGCCAAGUAACUACCGGGUCUUCUACGAGAAUUGGCACCGGAAACCAGUGGACUUUCAUGGUUUAAUCCUGCCACACAUAGAGGGACCUGAUAUCUGCCCCUGGGCCCAGCGGCACCUGCGUUGGAUUCCCGAAGCGCAGGUUAUGGGCGGUGGCAACGUGGCUGCUAUGCAGAGAAUUUUGGAGCUUAUGGAUGAAAUUCAGAGUCUAAAGAAGAAGGUUAAAGAGCGGCCCAACUCCAACCAUACGCUCGCUAAGGAAAACGACGUGGAAACCAGGCGCAAGAAGUCCGUCCGUCGCUCAUCACUGUAUCCAUUUGCCCUGCUCCAUAUAAGCUCCUUUAGACCCUCCAUAUCUACCACCACGUGGCGGAGUUGGGAAGCUGGGGAUGAACUUGUGAACAGGGAUGAUGAGUACUUUGACUUGGGCAGCAUAUGAUUCAUGCGGAACAUCUCAUGUCAUAUACUGUUAGUUGCCGGGCAGCUGUCUAUAUUCUGCUUACCAAAUGUAUAAUUUAUUUCUAAGGGUUUUUAUGUUAUUGGCCACCCAUAUUCCAAACAAUUAUUCAUGUAUUGAGUCAUCUAGACAAUCUAUAGGUUAAGAACUCUUGUUUACAGACCACGUCAAUUAUGAACGGUUCACAGGGAACAACCUACAAGUCUGUCUUGUAGAAAAGCGCAAAAGAAAUUGCGACCAAUCCUCGACCAGAAAUAAAACACAGAAUGUUCUGUAGAUUAAUAAUCCUGGUGUCUGCAAACCAGAAGCUGUGUACCCAAGUGUCAUGGGUUCGAAGAUAUUCCAUUCAUAGAUUAUUUCUUCCAUUGUUCUAGUUUACUGUAAAGUCAUAGACUUGGGAUUAUUCUCGUGACAAAUAUUCUUAGUCAUUCCCAUAUCACUUUUACACGGGCUAUCACAAGAGUAGUCCCUAUAGUCCUAGUUUUUUCCAGCUGAGUCCCAUAUUUUUAGCACAGGAUAUCUCACACUUGGGAGGCCUUUGUCCUAGAUUAGCGACGUAUACCCCUUUUCCACCUACUGAGCACAGGUUGCAGCCGGGAGCCUGACACGGGUGCUACCCAGCUGCGGCCCGUGAUCAGCCCCCUUUCCCACUGCGCUCACCAAACCGGCAUAUUGCCAGGUUGGUGACGCAGCAGGGGCGGCGCUGGGAGAUCACAUGAUCUCCCUGCGCCGCCCUUCCAUACAGUGUAAACGGGAGCCGUGUCACAUCGACAUGGCUUCUGUUUAUACUACAACCCUACCCGGAUCAUUCCUGUGUCCUACCCAGGUAGUUACCAGGGUAGGAUUCACAGGUCACUUGAUCCGGGUUUUUGCGGGGGGACCCUUUUCCACUUGUUUUUUGAGCUAGUGGAAAAGGGGUAUAAAUAACCAGUGGCAGCCUAAGGGUGCAUUCUAUCCGACUACAGCUAUAACACACAUAAAAGGAGGGAUCAUUGUUCCCUAUGACGUUAGGGGUCAUCACUAGGAAACGGAGCACAAAUCAACAUUGGUGCAAAAAUUCUCAUGACAUUUGGCUUUUAAGUCAAUUUGAUGGACUGCCUAAAUCUCGUUCUUUAAACUUUUUGAAAAAAUGCAAAGGAAUCUUUUUACUCCUUACAACCCGUUUCCUGCUGGCGUAGUCACCGGAAUUGUGCCGAGUUUACUCCUGGCAGCCACGCAGAGCCAAAUUGUAUUAUUGUAUAGAGGUUCAAUAUAUUGACUUGGACGUAAAUUGAAAUGUUUAACUGUUUUUCGUUCUUUCAGGUUAAUUAAAAAAUACUAAAGUAUUAGAUUAGUUAAUUGAUCUAUCCCCCGCCACCAAUUCUCUGAUUAUUGUGUAUGUUAAUGCUCACUGCCAAGCUAUGUAACCUUAUGCUGAAGGGGACCGAUCCAUGCCUUGUACUCUACAGCAGCGACGGGCAGCCGGAUGUUCAGCUGUAGCGCUGCACUGGUGAAGUAUUCUGUGCGGAACGCAGGUAGCGCAGCAGGCGUUGCUUACUGCUCAUCUACUGUCUGAAAUGCUUGUUGGUGUAUUGGAAAAUAGUUUUACCUCAUUCAUUUUAUGGAGGAGAGAUGUAAUAUAUUUGCUAUUUUGUAAUUAUAUAUUUUUUAUCUAUGUAGUCUAUUUGUGGUUCUGUAUUUUAUUCCUGCACUGUCUUCAUAGCAGUCAAUGUUUUAUUUUCUAUAAAUGUUAAACAAA